Molecule: messenger RNA, 1608 nt
Organism: Fraxinus pennsylvanica
Lineage: Eukaryota; Viridiplantae; Streptophyta; Magnoliopsida; Lamiales; Oleaceae
Source: the annotation of a GenBank genome assembly
AUGCCUUCGGAGAAGGAUUACAGAAAUAUAGCUUCUUUCUUGAAGCAUUUGAAACCACUACUCGAUAAUGUCGCUGAUCAUAAGGCACCUCUAGAUGAAAUUUUAUGUAAAGAGUGCGAAAAAUUGGAUGUAGCUGUAAACGAGGCUAGAGAAUUCCUUGAGAAAUGGUCUCCGAGGAUGAGCAAGAUUCUUUUUUUCUGUAAGUUGGAAUCUCAAAAUCUGAAGCUAGACAAAGUAUCAGAACUCAUAGAAGAGAUGCUUAGAAGCCAAAGUGAAGGGAUAACUCUUCAUGCUGAUGAUCUCAUUUCAAUAGGUAAGACCCUUAACUUGACCUCAAAUCAGGAACUCUUGAGUGAGUUUAUUGCACUAGAAAAUGAGAGAAUCAAAGCUGAAGAGAAUCAAGAAAAGGGGAUUUGGAUCAAAUUACUCGUGCCAUUGAGUUUAUGUCCCGCAUUUGCUAUUGUGCGGUUAAGCUUGAGAACUUUGAGGCCGUGCAAGUCAUUUGGAUUCCUCCAUAUUUCUGCUGUCCUUUAUCUCUCCAACUCACGCUGGAUCCAGUUAUUGUUGCUUCUGGCCAAACCUCCUGAACAUAUCAGUCAUGAAGAUGAUCUCCAAUGUCCUUUACAAAUGAUAAAUUCAACAUCAAGAUCCUCAUUUGAAGUCGGACAUGGCUUUGAGAAGCAGAAUGUCCAUGGUUUUUCUGGACUGAAGGAUGAAAGAUAUGGUGUUUUGGGGGAGAAGGCAGUUGAAAAGUUUGACCACUCAUCCUCCGAACAUUCAUAUGUUCAUAAUAGGAGUGAAUCAACAUCAAGUGCUGUUUCCAGCAUUGAUUAUCUCCCUAAAGCAUCAACUGAUGCCUCUAGGAUAUCAAGCAAGCAUUAUGAUAUGAGUGAUAGAUCAGGGGAUAGAACAUCUAGUUUUCCCACUCGAUCUACUUCAAAUAAAAAUUCAGGGAGCGAAUCAACCGAACUACAUACUGCAGCUGCAGAAAAAUUACGAAGAAGGCACAAUCGAACCCUUUGUCCAUGUUUUGAGACCGGAAAUGCAGGAGCCAAGGAGAAUGCUGCAGCUGCUCUUUUCAGUCUCUCUCUUCUGGAUGGGUACAGGAUAAAAAUUAGUCAAUCAGGGGCAGUUAAUGCAUUGGUUGAUCUUUUAAGAUCGGGAGCAGUGAAAUAUCUGGUUGGAUUGAUGGCCCCUGAAACAGAAAUGAGUGUUUUACAAGAAGGGGCUGUCCCACCUCUUGUCGCAUUGUCUCAAUCUAGCACUCCAAGAACAAAGGAGAAGCGAGAGGGACGCCGUGAAGAGGAAAUUUUCAUGUCUAUUUUGUUGCGGCUCGUGGCUGCCUUCGUCGCGCUACACUUACAGAAAGCCAUUACCAAAAGCUGUGCAACUGACGUGGCAUUUAUGGGCAGUUCCAUCCUUCCCGACCUCCGUCCGGCGGCGACCAGUGGCGUGGGUUGUAAUCAGUCAUUGCUCGAAGCUAUCUUGCUUCCCCUCACCCUGGAUUUGAAAAUUUUCAAACCACAGACGAUUUUCCCUGAAUCAGACGAUUUUCGCGAUACUCUCCUCAUCGUGUCAUCACCGCCAGCAACCCACGAUGAGAGGUAG